UUUAAUAAAAAAAUUAUCAUGAGUUGGGUGUUUGGUAAACAUCAGGAAUCUUGUUUUUUUUUAAUAAAAAUUGCUGUCAAUGACUGCUGUUUUUUCAAAGCUCUCUCUACCAGGCUUUCGAAAGCUACUUAAAAAAAAAUUUAAUUGGUGGUUUUAAUGAAUUUUUAACUUUCCCAUAAUGCCCUCAUUUAUUUUUCAUAUGGACAGUCCUUAUCCUUCCAAUUACACAACUCCCAUAUGCAAAAUCCUCCAUUCUCCUCUAUUUGUCGUUGCAACAAACCCCACCCAAGAGCCACGCCAACCACAACCACAACCACAACCCUCCGACCCUCCGACCAUGGGUUGUAGACGACGAUGGCAGACAAGCACCGAUGGCAGACGACGAUGACAGCUGUGCGACAAGGAGAUGAACUCUUGCUGAUGACAACUGUGCAGGGCGACUUCUCUGGGCAGAGGGAGAAAAGGAGGAGAUGGAGAAGGAGGAGAAGAGGAAAUUUUGGAAAAAAAAAUGCAGAGAAAGAAAAAGAAGAAGCCCCAUCAAAUCAAAGAAGAAUUCAUACUCAAUUCAAGAGGGGUCUCCUUGUUGAGAGCUUUUGCAACGUCCAUGGAGCAACAGGAGCUGAAUUACAUCCUGGGGGUGAUUGGUGUGGUAUUGGAGCUGAAGCGGGCAAAAUCUCAUAAACCGGUUCAAUUUCCUCAUCUUGAUUUUGACAGCGUGGAGACAACUGAAAGUUUUCCUCUGGCAACUGGUCGUUUUGAAGCAGGUUCUCUGUAGUUGAAGAAUUAAGGGGGGCCAGUGGUCAUCUUGAUGCAGAGUGAUGUCAUGGGGAAAAAAAUCGAGAAUUAUAGCAGUUGUGGAUUCUCGAUUCUCUUCCUGGGCUGUUGAAAAAUAUAAGUCAUGUUCCCAAAACACAACAUCUAUGAAGGUAAAGAUCUUCUGACAAGGAGGAUGAUAACACCGGUAUCCUUUUUGAUGAGGUGCAUAACUAAUGAAAACACACUUUUCGACUCGGGGAUCCAAUUUGCUUCGUUGGUAAUCAUAUAAGUGGACAAAUAAAACACAGCCGAAAAUCCGGGGUUCUAGGUUUGGGGUGGAAGGUGUUUGGAUAUGAUGGUGAAGUGUUUGAAGUGGUGUUUGGAAAUUUAGAAUACUAGAGGGAAUUCAAUUGAUAAGAUAUGCCGCAGAGAUGACGGCUUCGCCCCAAAAGGAUCGUGGCAUAUUAGCACCAAAUAGAGAGGCACGAACGACUUCCAAUAAGUGUAUGUUUUUUCUUUCAGCCACCCUAUUCUGUUGGGGAGUUGAAAGACAUGAGCAUUGAUGUAUGAUGCCAUGAUCUUGUAAGAACUGGUUAAGAUCAUGGUGGAGAAAUUCUCGGCCAUUGUCAAAAUGAAGAACCUGAAUUCUGACAUGAAACUGAGUCUCCGCCAUUUGAUAAAACUGUUGAAACCUGGAA
Molecule: messenger RNA, 1454 nt
Organism: Prunus persica (peach)
Lineage: Eukaryota; Viridiplantae; Streptophyta; Magnoliopsida; Rosales; Rosaceae
Exons: 3
Coding region: 509-775 (88 amino acids)
Source: RefSeq, a predicted model, not a curated record